AUGGUUGUACUACAGAAUGACACUGGAACAAGUACCGAUGGAUACCCUUUCCAGAUUGUACCGAACCCAAAUGGUUUGGGUACUGAAGGAUUCCUUUUAGUUGUACCAAAUCCAGAUAACACUGGAACAAGUGGUGACGGAUACCCUUCUCCGAUUGAACCAGAUUGGAGGUUCUGGAACAGUACUAAUAGUUCUGGCUACCCUUAUUUAGUAGUUCCAAACCUUGGUAUUUCUGGAACAGGUACGGAAUAUUCAUUUUCGGUUGUACCAAAUCCAGAUGGUUCUCAAGAUGGUGGAUAUCCAUUCAUGGUUGUACCAAACCCAGAUGACACUGGAACAAGUACCGAUGGAUAUCCUUUCCAGAUUGUACCAGACACUGGAAGUUCUGAAACGAGCAUUGAUGGAUAUCCUUUCUUGAUUGUACCAAACUCAGGUGAUUUUGAGACAAAUACAAGUGACGAGGGAAGUUCUGACACAACUACUAGCAGUUCUACUACAGUAAGCGAGGACCAGACACCUGGUUCUGGUUCAGAGAAUCAAUACCCUUUCUUAGUCAUACCAGAUUCUACCAAUUCUGGCACGAUUACUGGCGGACUCAUCAUACCAAGCAACCCUUCCACAUCGACCACGAGUGAAGGAAAUGAAGGUCAACAACCAACAGGCUCUGGUCUUGUGCCUGGGAUACUAGUGGCUAUACCUCAGUCAACCACCACAACACUUCAAACCACAACUGCAGAACCAACAACUAUUCAGUCUACAACUUCGGAACAACCUACAACUGCACAAGAGCCUACAACCACAGAUCAACCUACAACCACAGAACCUAUAACUACAGAACAACCCAGAACCACAGAACAACCUACAACCACAGAACAACUUACAACUACAGAACCUACAACCACAGAACAACCUACAACCACAGAACAAAACAACCUACAACCACAGAACAACCUACAAACCACAGAACAACCUACAACUACACAAGAACCUACAACCACAGAACAACUUACAACUACAGAACAACCGAUAACUACAGAACAACCUACAACCACAGAACAAUCUACAACCACAGAACAACCUACAACCACAGAACAACCUACAACCACAGACAACCUACAACCACAGAACAACACAACUACAGAUCAACCCAUAACUACAGAACAACCUACAACCUCAGGACAACCACAACCACAGAACAACCUACAACUACACAGAACCUACAACCACAGAACAACUUACAACUACAGAACAACCGAUAACUACAGAACCUACAACCACAGAACAAUCUACAACCACAGAACAACAUACAACCACAGAACAACAUACAACUGCGAACAGCCUACAACCACAGACAACCUACAACCACAGAACAACCUACAACCACAGAACAACCUACAACCACAGAACAACAUACAACUACAGAACAACCUACAACCACAGAACAACCUACAACCACAGAACAACCUACAACAACACAGAACCAACAACCACAGAACAACAUACAACAACCACAGAACAACCUUACAACCACAGAACAACCUACAACUACUCCAGACCACAACCACAGAACAACAUACAACAGCCACAGAAAACCCACAACCACAGAACAACCUGCAACUACUCCGGACCCUACAACCACAGAACAUACAACUACAGAAAACCUACAACCACAGAACUCUAACUACUCCAGGACCUACCCACAGAACAACAUACAACAACUCCAGAACCUACAACCACAGAACAACCUACAACUACAGAACAACCUACAACUACACAGAACCACAACCACAGAAGAACCUACAACUACACAAGACACACAACCACAGAACAACCUACAACUACUCCAGAACCCACAACCACAGAACCUACAACUACUCCAGAACCUACAACCACAGAGACAACCUACAACAGAACAACCUACAACUCCCGGAACCUACAGAACAAUCUACCACAGAACAACCUACAACUACUCCAGAGACCUACAACCACAGAACAACCUACAACUACUUCAGAACCUACAACCACAGAACAACCUACAACUACUUCAGAACCUACCCACAGAACCUACAACUACUCCAGAACCUACAACCACAGAACAAUCUACCACAGAACAACACAACUAUCCAGAACCUACAACCACAGAAAACCUACAACUACUUCAGAACCUACAACCACAGAACAACCUACAACUACUCCAGAACCUACAACCACAGAACAACAUACAACAACUCCAGAACCUACAACCACAGAACAACCUACAACCACAGAACAACCUACAACUACACAAGAACCUACAACCACAGAAGAACCUACAACUACACAAGAACCUACAACCACAGAACAACCUACAACUACUCCAGAACCUACAACCACAGAACCUACAACUACUCCAGAACCUACAACCACAGAACAACCUACAACUGCAGAACAACCACAACUACUCCAGAGACCUACAACCACAGAACAAUCACACAGACAACCUACAACUACUCCAGAACCCUACAACCACAGAACAACACAACUACUUCAGAACCUCACAACCACAGAACCCUACAACUACUUCAGAACCUACAACCACAAACAACCUACAACUACUCCAGAACCUACAACCACAGAACAAUUUUACAAGAACAACCUACAACUACUCCAGAACCCUACAACCACAGAAAACCUACAACUACUUCGAACCUACAACCACAGAACAACCUACAACUACUCCAGAACCUACAACCACAGAACAACCUACAACUGCAGAACAACCUACAACUACUCCAGAACCUACAACCACAGAACAACCUACAACUACUUCAGAACCUACAACCACAGAACAACCUACAACUACUCCAGAACCUACAACCACAGAACAACCUACAACUACUCCAGAACCGACAACCACCAGAACAACCUACAACUACUCAGAAUCUACAACCACAGAACAACCUACAACUACUCCAGAACCUACAACCACAGACAACCUACAACUACUCCAGAACCGACAACACAGAACAACCUACAACCAGAACAACCUACAACUACUCCAGAAUCUACAACACAGAACGCCUACAACUACUCCAGAACCACAACCUCCAGAACAACACAACUACUAACAACACAACUACUCAAGAACCUACAACCACAAAACAACCUACAACUACACCAGAAUCUACAACUACUCCAGAACCUACAACCUCAGAACAACCUACAACAAAGAACCCACACAGAGACAACCUACAACUACACAGAAUCUACAACUACUCCAGAACCUACAACCCAGAACAACCGAACCUACUCCAGAACCUACAACCACAGAACAACCUACUACUCCAGAACCUACAACUACAGAAAACCUACAACUACUCCAGAACCUACAACCACAGAACAACCUACAACUACUCUAGAACCUACAACCACAAAACAACCUACAACAACACCAGAAUCUACUACUCCAGAACCUACAACCUCAGAACAACCUACAACUACUCAAGAACCUACAACCACAAAACAACCUACAACCACAGAACAACCUACAACUACACCAGAAUCUACAACUACUCCAGAACCUACAACCACAAAACAACCUACAACUACUCAACCUACAACCACAGAACAACCGACAACUACUCCAGAACCUACAACCACAGAACAACCUACUACUCCAGAACCUACAACUACUCCAGAACUCCAAGAACUCCAGAACAACCUACAACCUCCAGAACCUACAACCACAAAAACAACCUACAACUACUCCCAGAACCUACAACCACAGAACAACCUACAACUACUCAGAACACCUACAGAACAACCGACAACUACUCCAGAACCAACUACAGAAAACCUCCCAACUACUCAGAACCUACAACCACAGAACCUACAACUACUCCAGAACCUACAACCACAGAACAACCUACUACUCCAGAACCUACAACCACAGAACAACCUACAACUACUCUAGACACAACCACUGAACAACCUACAACUACUCCAGAACCUCACAACUACUUCGAACCUACAACCACAAACCUACAACUACUUCAGAACCUACAACCACAGAACAACCUACAACUACUACAGAAUCUACAACCACAGAAAAACCUGCAUUUAGAACCUACCCCAGAACAACCUACAAAUACUCUAGAACCUACAACCACAGAACAACCUACAACUACUUCAGAACCUACAACCACAGAACAACCUACAACUACUCCAGAACCUACAACCACAGAACAACCUACAACUACUUCAGAACCUACAACCACAGAACAACCUACAACUACUCCAGAGCCUACAACCACAGAACAAUCUACAACUACAGAACUACCUACAACUACCCCAGAACCUACAACCUCAACAACGAAGCCUACAACCACAACAUCGAAGCCUACCACUACAACAACCACUACUACUACUACUACAACAACCACCACUACUACUACAACCACUCCUAAAACAACCACUACCACAACAACCCCUACUCGACGACCACUUAUCCCCAUCAACCCUCACAGUGUUCAGGGCGACAUACUCAUUGUAGACCUUCAGAGGAGUGACACACCUGGACAAAACCACGACACACCUGGACAAAACUACGACACACCUGGACAAACCUACGACACACCUGGACAAAGCCACGACACACCUGACACACCUGGACAAACCUACGACACACCCGGACAAAAUCACGACACACCUGGACAAAACCACGACACACCUUUACAAACCUACGACACACCUGGACAAAACCACGACACACCUGGACAAAACUACGACAUAUCUGGACAAAACCACGACACACCCGGACAAAACUACGACACACCUGGACAAAACUACGACACACCUGGACAAACCUACGACACACCUGGACAAACCUACGACACACCUGGACAAAUCUACAACACACCUGGACAAAACUACAACACGCCUGGACAAAACUACGACACACCUGGACAAAACUACGACAUAUCUGGACAAAACGAAGACGGAACUGGACAGAAUAAAGACGGUACUGGACAGAAUAAAGACGGUACUGGACAGAAUAAAGACGGUACUGGACAGAAUAAAGACGGUACUGGACAGAAUAAAGACGGGACUGGACAGAAUAAAGACGGGACUGGACAAAAAUUACGCAAUAGGAACAAUGAUAGAUUCAGCUCCUGGCGGUCGAGAUUUUUGGAUGUGAUGUUCCCAAAGGCGUUGAGUGUGCACAGUGGCCAGAACCCAGUAACCCACCAGACCCUUACCACCACCAUGACAGGCGACCCUUGUGAUGGACGCUGCCUCCCUCACUUCAAAACGGACUUGGAUGACAGGGAUGAGUUAUUCAGUGUGAAGCAAGAGGAAGCCGAAAAGGGCGGUAGCAACAUGGCCAGGGUGAAAGAGGAGGGAGAGAGAUACCAGGGCUUGGUUAGAUUUAUAAGAAAAGAUUUUAGUGACAGAAUGACCAGUGUGAAGGGCGAGGAAGAGGAAGGAGGAGGUCGCAGUGUGGUCAUCAAGGUGAACCAGACUGUCGGACACCGUGGGCAUCUCACCUACGGGUCAUUCCCCUUCUGGCCGUCUCCCGGCCUGCGGUGUCGCUUCCAGCUUUCACCCAGAGCUGACUACGACAAAUCCUUCUUCAAGGGUGACACCUCAAGUGAUACGUAA
Messenger RNA from Homarus americanus (American lobster), 5640 nucleotides. RefSeq names its product mucin-2-like. The transcript is spliced from 7 exons. The coding region runs from base 1 to 5640 and encodes 1879 amino acids. NCBI's taxonomy places the organism in Eukaryota, Metazoa, Arthropoda, Malacostraca, Decapoda, Nephropidae. The record is from RefSeq and is a predicted model, not a curated record.